Protopolystoma xenopodis is the source of this 372-nucleotide messenger RNA. Lineage: Eukaryota; Metazoa; Platyhelminthes; Monogenea; Polystomatidea; Polystomatidae. The record is from the annotation of a GenBank genome assembly.
AUGGAAUGCUCAAGGGCUCAACCCAUAUCCGCAUGCGAUCCGCUACCGGAUGGGGCGCCUUUGAUACCGGCCAGGACACAGGCCUUCUUCAUUUCAACCAGCGUCUCUUUCACCAAGGUGCCUUCAGAAUGGAAGUCUUUAAUCACUUCGACCUUCACUAGUACUGAUAGAUUAGGAUCACUCAAACGGGUCGAUGAAUGUAGUUAUGACUCCUGUUGGCGAGACGCAUUCUAUCCAUGGACUGGUGGCUAUCUAGCUGAAUACAAAACAGCUUGGAUCGAGGAGUGCAUUAAUGCCCACAACGUUGGAAUCGCUCUGGCCCUGGCUGCGAUAGCUGGGACUGCUCUUAUCUUGGGCCGGCCCUUUUAUUGA